AAUUUGGAAGGAGUGUCCGAUUGUAAAUGGGCCCGCGCAAUUUUGAUUUGAAAAUUGCCAUUAUGGGUGUGGGGUGUGAUGGGCAUGAUUGUAAAUUGGAGAGUGGGAGAGAUUGUGAUGGGGGUUGCGAUGGGGGAAAAUGGGUGGGGAAAGGGGCCAAUUUGGGCCAACCCCAAGGUGAUCGUGAUUUGAAAUUGCCAUGGUGGUGGGCUGGGGAAGAAUGGGGGCCAAUUUGGGCCAACCCCAAGGUGAUCGCCUUGUGGGUGGGGGGAAGAAUGGGAAAAUUAAAAAUGGGAGAGAGUGGAGAAAUUGCGAUGGGGGAAAAUGAGUGGGGAAAGGGGGUGAGGAAAUUGGAAAUGAAAGGGAUGUUGGAAACUAAAAUACGAAAAGAGGUGUUCGAGGAAUUUAAGUUCCAAAAGUAGAAGAUUUCAAGUUGAACUUGAUUCAUAUUUUAGGAGAUUUAAAUAGUAGUAAACUUGACGACAUACUG
Galdieria sulphuraria is the source of this 490-nucleotide messenger RNA. RefSeq lists its product as uncharacterized. The record is from RefSeq and is a predicted model, not a curated record. The coding region runs from base 63 to 422 and encodes 119 amino acids. The transcript is spliced from 3 exons. NCBI's taxonomy places the organism in Eukaryota, Rhodophyta, Bangiophyceae, Galdieriales, Galdieriaceae.